This is a messenger RNA of Urocitellus parryii (Arctic ground squirrel), 4420 nucleotides long. It is a transcript of the gene Cpd, whose product is annotated as carboxypeptidase D. The record is from RefSeq and is a predicted model, not a curated record. NCBI's taxonomy places the organism in Eukaryota, Metazoa, Chordata, Mammalia, Rodentia, Sciuridae. Gene Ontology annotation, biological process: peptide metabolic process; protein processing. Gene Ontology annotation, molecular function: metallocarboxypeptidase activity; zinc ion binding.
CGGGCCCCUGCCGCCCGGAGUGCGGAGCCGCGGGAGCGGAGCCGGGGUUAGCGGCGCUGCUGGAAGAUGGCGAGCGGCUGGGAAGCGCGGCCACCCUGGCGGCUGGGGCGCCUCCAUCUGCCCCUGUGCCUGGUGUUGCUGCUGUUGUUGAGGAGCCCGGCCCGGGGGGCACACAUCAAGAAGGCGGAGGCGACGACGACGACGAGUGCGGGCGCCGAGGCGGCCGAGGGCCAGUUCGACCGCUACUACCACGAAGAGGAGCUGGGCAAGGCGUUGAAGGAGGCGGCGGCCGCGGGUCCCCCAGGUCUGGCUCGCCUCUUCAGCAUCGGUCGUUCAGUGGAGGGCCGACCGCUGUGGGUGCUGCGCCUCACCGCCGGCCUGGGGCCGCUGCUCGCGGACGACGAUGCGGGGCCGGACGCUGAGGGGYCGCUCCUGCGCGGCCGGCCGCAGGUGAAGCUCGUAGGCAACAUGCACGGCGACGAGACCGUGUCGCGCCAGGUGCUGGUCUACCUGGCCCGCGAGCUGGCAUCUGGCUACAGCCGCGGRGACCCGCGCAUCGUCAGCCUGCUCAAUACCACCGACGUGUAUGUGCUGCCCAGCCUCAACCCCGACGGCUUCGAGCGCGCCCGCGAGGGUGACUGUGGCCUCAGCGAGGGCGGCCCGCGGGGCGUCAGCGGCCGCGACAACAGCCGUGGCCGUGACCUCAACCGCAGCUUCCCGGACCAGUUCAGUAGCGGCGAGCCCCCAGCCCUGGACGAAGUGCCAGAGGUCCGCGCCCUCAUGGACUGGAUCCGCAGGAACAAGUUUGUGCUUUCUGGAAAUCUUCAUGGUGGCUCAGUGGUAGCAAGCUAUCCUUUUGAUGAUUCUCCAGAGCAUAAAGCAACUGGAAUCUAUAGCAAAACCUCAGAUGAUGAAGUCUUUAAAUACCUGGCAAAAGCUUAUGCUUCAAAUCACCCCAUAAUGAAAACUGGUGAGCCUCAUUGUCCAGGAGAUGAAGAUGAGACUUUCAAAGAUGGAAUCACAAAUGGUGCACAUUGGUAUGAUGUGGAAGGUGGUAUGCAAGAUUACAAUUACAUAUGGGCCAACUGUUUUGAGAUUACAUUAGAACUGUCUUGUUGCAAAUACCCACCUGCUUCUCAGCUUCGACAGGAAUGGGAGAACAAUCGUGAGUCUCUGAUCACAUUGAUUGAAAAGGUCCACAUUGGAAUAAAAGGAUUUGUUACAGAUUCGGUAACAGGAGCUGAGUUAGAGAAUGCAACCAUAUCAGUGGCUGGUAUUAAUCAUAAUAUCACAACAGGCAGAUUUGGUGAUUUCCACAGAUUACUUGUUCCUGGAACUUAUAAUCUUACAGUAGUUUCACCUGGAUAUAUGCCGUUGACAAUUAAUGACAUAAUAGUGAAAGAAGGACCAGCUACAGAGGUGGAUUUUGCCCUUCGGCCAACUGCUGUUGUUUCAUUAAUUCCCGACACGACUGAGACUAUAGCAACUGCUAGUUCUGUUGCUCUACUUAAUGUUCCUCGUGGAACAUCAUCUUCUCACGAACCAAUUCAGCCCAAAGACUUUCACCACCACCAUUUCCCUGAUAUGGAAAUCUUCUUGAGAAGAUUUGCCAAUGAAUAUCCUAAUAUUACUCGUCUGUAUUCAUUAGGAAAAUCAGUAGAGUCAAGAGAACUCUAUGUGAUGGAGAUAUCCGAUAACCCAGGUGUCCAUGAACCAGGUGAACCAGAAUUUAAGUACAUUGGAAACAUGCAUGGAAAUGAAGUAGUUGGAAGAGAACUGCUAUUGAACCUCAUCGAAUACCUUUGUAAGAACUUUGGAACAGACCCUGAAGUAACAGAUUUGGUUCGAAGCACUAGAAUUCACCUUAUGCCAUCCAUGAACCCUGAUGGGUAUGAGAAAUCUCAGGAAGGAGAUUCAGGAAGUGGAAUUGGCAGAAACAACAGCAACAACUUUGACCUGAACCGAAAUUUCCCGGACCAAUUUGUUCAGAUCACAGAUCCUACCCAACCAGAAACUAUUGCUGUCAUGAGCUGGAUGAAGUCCUAUCCAUUUGUCCUGUCUGCAAACCUGCAUGGAGGUUCUUUGGUGGUAAACUACCCUUUUGAUGAUGAUGAACAAGGGCUUGCCAUUUAUAGUAAAUCACCAGAUGAUGCUGUGUUUCAACAAAUAGCACUUUCUUAUUCCAAGGAAAAUUCCCAGAUGUUUCAAGGCAGACCUUGCAAGAAUAUAUACCCUAAUGAAUAUUUUCCUCAUGGAAUAACAAAUGGAGCUAACUGGUAUAAUGUCCCAGGUGGUAUGCAGGACUGGAACUAUUUACAUACAAAUUGCUUUGAAGUAACUAUUGAACUAGGUUGUGUGAAAUACCCAUUUGAGAAAGAUCUGCCAAGGUUUUGGGAACAGAAUCGAAGAUCUCUAAUCCAGUUUAUGAAGCAGGUUCAUCAAGGUGUUAAAGGAUUUGUCCUUGAUGGCACUGAUGGCAGGGGCAUAUUAAAUGCCACCAUUAGUGUUGCUGAAAUUAAUCACCCAGUGACUAGUUACAAAAAUGGAGAUUACUGGCGUCUCUUGGUUCCAGGAACUUAUAAGAUCACAGCAUCUGCCCGAGGGUAUAACCCAGUUACUCAGAAUGUGACUGUCAAGAGUGAAGGUGCUAUUGAGGUCAACUUCACACUUGUUCGAUCCUCAACAGAUGGCAACAAGGAAUCAAAGAAAGGAAAGGGGGAUAGCACCAGCGCUGAAGAUGCGAGUGACCCAACUACUAAAGAGUUUGAAGCUUUAAUUAAAGACCUUUCAGCUGAGAAUGGUUUGGAAGGCAUUAUGUUAAGCUCUUCCUCAAAUCUGGCUCUUUAUCGAUACCAUUCAUACAAAGACUUAUCAGAAUUUUUGAGAGGACUUGUAAUGAACUAUCCACUUAUUACAAAUCUUACCACUUUGGGACAGAGUGCUGAAUAUCGACACAUCUGGUCUCUUGAAAUCUCCAAUAAACCCAAUGUAUCUGAACCUGAAGAACCAAAGAUUCGUUUUGUUGCUGGUAUUCAUGGAAAUGCUCCAGUUGGAACUGAACUGCUUUUGGCUCUGGCAGAAUUUCUCUGUCUGAACUACAAAAAGAACCCAGCUGUUACUCAACUGGUUGACAGGACCAGGAUUGUGAUUGUUCCUUCUCUAAAUCCAGAUGGGCGAGAGCGAGCGCAAGAAAAAGAAUGUACUUCAACGAUAGGACAAACAAAUGCCCGUGGAAAAGACUUGGAUACAGAUUUCACAAAUAAUGCCUCCCAGCCUGAGACUAAAGCCAUUAUUGAAAAUUUAAUUCAAAAACAAGACUUCAGUCUUUCUGUUGCUUUAGAUGGUGGUUCUGUGCUAGUCACAUACCCAUAUGACAAGCCAGUACAGACAGUGGAGAACAAAGAGACUCUGAAACAUUUGGCAUCUCUUUAUGCAAAUAAUCAUCCAUCGAUGCAUAUGGGUCAGCCCAGUUGCCCAAAUAAGUCAGAUGAAAAUAUUCCAGGAGGAGUAAUGCGUGGAGCAGAAUGGCACAGUCACCUGGGCAGCAUGAAGGAUUAUAGUGUCACCUAUGGCCAUUGCCCAGAAAUCACCGUAUACAUAAGCUGCUGCUACUUUCCUAGUGCAGCACAACUCCCUUCCCUGUGGGUAGAAAAUAAAAGAUCUCUUCUUAGCAUGUUAGUAGAGGUUCACAAAGGAGUACAUGGAUUUGUCAAAGAUAAGACUGGAAAACCAAUUUCUAAAGCAGUCAUUGUACUCAAUGAAGGAAUAAAAGUACACACAAAAGAGGGAGGUUAUUUCCAUGUACUAUUAGCCCCAGGUGUCCAUAACAUCAAUGCCAUUGCUGAUGGGUACCAGCAACAACAUUCACAGGUCUUUGUACAUCAUGAUGCAGCUAGUUCUGUGGUAAUAGUCUUUGACACAGAUAACCGGAUAUUUGGUUUGCCAAGGGAGCUUGUGGUAACUGUAGCAGGAGCCACCAUGUCAGCAUUGAUCCUAACAGCCUGCAUUAUUUGGUGCAUCUGCUCAAUCAAGUCCAACAGACACAAGGAUGGCUUUCAUCGGCUCAGGCAGCAUCAUGACGAGUAUGAAGAUGAGAUUCGCAUGAUGUCCACUGGCUCCAAGAAGUCGCUCCUAAGCCACGAGUUCCAGGAUGAAACGGACACUGAAGAGGAAACAUUAUAUUCUAGCAAACAUUGAAAAAUACACUUUGCACAUCUCCCGGCUUAAGUACCAAGCAAAAUUACAGUUCCUCUUGGGAGACACUGCAUUAAGAGGAGAGACUGUCUUGCUUCUUCAAAGAGCUUUGGGAAGUUAACCUGCUAAAUCUGUAUUCUCUGUGAAUUUCUCUGGCAGUUUUGAACUUCCCUUCCUUAAAGUACUCUUAACCUUUUUAAAAAAUCUGAUUUCUAUUUAUGCAGCA